Messenger RNA from Dibothriocephalus latus, 336 nucleotides. The record is from the annotation of a GenBank genome assembly. NCBI's taxonomy places the organism in Eukaryota, Metazoa, Platyhelminthes, Cestoda, Diphyllobothriidea, Diphyllobothriidae.
AUGAUUGGCCAGACCGGAUUUGGGUUGGCAGACACUGCCCUUGUUGUCUUCUCCGAUGGGCGCUACAUUGGUGCCGUUCUCGACCGCAAUGGUCUGCGACCAGCUCGCUACUAUGCCACCACCGAUGGUAUGGUCUACAUGUCCAGUGAGGUUGGCGUGGUCGACUUGCCACAAAUCGUCGGUGUGAAGACCAAGGGUCGACUGAAGCCUGGCCGUCUCCUGAUUGUUGACACCCAGGCUGGCGAUCUGUUGAACGACGAACAGCUGAAGUUGGAGAUCGCCUCUCGCUAUCCCAUCUACGAUUGGGUGAAGGAGGGGGUGAGUCUAGUUGCCUAA